This is a messenger RNA of Xenopus tropicalis (tropical clawed frog), 2375 nucleotides long. RefSeq names its product pancreatic progenitor cell differentiation and proliferation factor like (gene ppdpfl). Gene Ontology annotation, biological process: cell differentiation. NCBI's taxonomy places the organism in Eukaryota, Metazoa, Chordata, Amphibia, Anura, Pipidae. The record is from RefSeq and is a predicted model, not a curated record. The transcript is spliced from 5 exons. The coding region runs from base 224 to 472 and encodes 82 amino acids.
CUACACAGAGAAGAGGACACAGAGCACUCAGCCGCCGAGGUUCUGCUUGGGUUUUUAUAGCUGGCAAAGUUUAAGAAGUAACUUGUAGAUUACUUAUUAAUUCUUGCGCUCAUCAUAUGGAAUAUAAAGAACAUUUAGAGCCCUUCAGAGGAUACAAUAUAAAAGGUACACUUCCGCUGCAUUUUACAUAGCUCUUGGUAGGAGUGCUUUCUGUGCUGGGAUUAUGGCAUCUGUUCCAUCAGCUGGUUGCCUCUUAGCAAGAAAUCAGUUUUACAGAGCUCGCAUGAAUUCCGAAUCCAGCGACUCUUCCAUCGGUUCAGAUAUGGGACUUCCAAUGGAUAAUGAGAAGCCACAUCAAGGUUUGCCUGAACUGAUAGAGAAAUGUUGGUGGCUUAAAAACUUUUUCCACUGUGAACCAGUCCCAUGUCCUUCAGUUCAGAUAAAUAUGUCUUCUAACAGGAACCACAGCUGACUCAGAGCUUAAAUGCUGCGGACGAUAUGAAUCUUUGCAACGCUGCUAAAAAUUAUCAUUUCCCCAGCCAUCCUUGCUCCCAUGCCACUCCCCGCACGUACUCUACCUAAAUCCAUGUAGUCUGGAGUGAGAAUCAACACAGUUUCAUAAGAGAUCAUUUCAUUUAUCUUUUCUGUAUCACAAGUGUUCUUUUAGGAUCUCCUCAGAAAACUAAAGGUUGUGUUUUUUCAAGGUUUGUAUUUCUUUGUGCAAAAAUAUUAAUGUCUAUCACCAUUUAUUAAAGCUGUGCCAAAUCUAAAAAGUAAAAAUACGCCAUCUUAAAGCUGUUGAGGUCAUCUAAUAUUCACUGGCAGUUGUCCCUUUUGCAUUUGGCUAAUCUUUCUUUGCUUUGUGGUUUUAGAGGUUUUCAGCAUUUUUUGACUCUUGCGUGACAAAGUGAAAAAUGUGCAUUUUUUUUAAUAAAUCACUUGGCAAUCAUGGUUUUAGAGAAAAUUAGUUUAUUUGUGGUCAAAAACCUCUAAACCAACUAAAAUUAGAAUGCUGAUAAAUGGACCUCUGAGUGUGCAGUUAGAUGUACAUUACUGUACAUUAAAGAGAAUUCAAAAGAAUUACUACAUAGAGGCUAAAUGUGCAAUGCAGUAAUAAGUGGCUUUAUUCUGGUUAUGCUGGAAAAUGUUCACUAAUAUCUGAAAUUGUAUUCUUCCAGUAUUCAGUGUUCUAUAUAUUUUAUUAUUCGAAUGAUGGAUAAUAUGAAGCAAAUAGACACAUAUCAGAACAGAAUUGCAGAGAAAGCUCUUUAUAUUGUGAUCUAAAGAGCAAUAGUUUUCUGGCUGCUGGGGUCAGUGACCCCCUUUUAAAUGCUGAAGAGUCAGAAGAUAAAAAACAAAUAAUUAAAAAAAACAAUAAAAAAAAUAAAAAAAAUGGAAACCAACUGAGAAGUUGCUAAUUGGCCAUUCUUUACCAUAUUAAAAGUUACUGAAAGGGCAGGGUACGGUAGCUUUCAUGCACUUCAUUUAUCAGUUAAAAAUAUGGGCUUAUGUUCAAGUUGAUAAAAAAACCACCAUGAAUCAUCAUGAAAAAAAGACCUCUCCCCACUGCUCCGUAUGUGACUGAAGCCGGGGUUAGGUGGGCAGCGGCCGAAAGGGGGCGGCCACAGGGCAUCUAUUACAUGACAUUACUGCAAGACUGAAAAUAAUUAUAGUUUUAGUCCUUAGUACCCACCAUCCCUCUCUAUUGAAUUGUACUCAUAUAAGUUAAUGGUCCGGUAAAUCUGUAACAUUCUGAAUGAUUAAAUAAUAUAGAACACUGGUGAUGCAAUGAGAUCAACAAAAAUAUUAUUCUGUGGACAUUUAACCCAAUUUAUUGGGUUAAUUAUUUGUUCCUGUUAAUAUGUAAACUGUUAAAAUCAAAUACUGUAAAAAAAGAAUUUUGUAUGUUGCUUUUUGUUUCAUUUAAAUUGUUAGGGAAAUGGGACAGAAGGUGUUUUUUGGAUACAAAUAUUUCUGUGAUUAAAAUCCCUGGAAUUGUUGUUCGUCACUUUCCAUUAUUCUGAAAUGGUACUGUGUAGCUAAAAGCAAUGCUGACAAUACUAAGAUGAGAUCAGUCAUGUGUGCUUUGAUGAUCACUGUUUCCCCCAAAAGAAAAGUCAUGAUCAAAACACACCAUGUGCCAUUGCCCUUAUAGUUUGAAUAGCAUGCCAAUGUUGAUAUUUCCAAGUGGAAUAGUGCUGAAUUAAUGUGCUUAUAAAUAAUGUGUGGUUUUCACUGAAAUAUUCAGUUAGAGCAAAUAUCAUGUCACAUAGCAGGCUUGUUUGUUUUUUAAAGGUUUGGCAAAUAUAUCCAUAUUCUUCAUGGAUUACUAUUAUAUUUUCUACUGUUUCUAUAUAAUAAAAUGAUGAAAAUUA